AUGAUAUUUGUACUACUAUUAUUGAUAUCUUAAACAAAUGCUCUCUAUUCAAAGAAAACCUAUAGAACUAGAGGUUUUAAUGCUAUUGAUAUUGAUCUGGAGAAAUAUGAUGAUUUGAAAUAAGGAUCGACUACUAUAAAUAUCAUACUUGAAAAUAAUUCACUUUCAACUGUUCCUUUUUUAGCUUAUUGCAAUACGAAGAAUCAAUAAAUAAUAAAAUCGAUUGUCAGCUCUCCUGAUGUAAUAAAGAAACAAAUCGAUUCAAAUAAAAAAUUAUGUGUGUUCGAUAACAAUGCUUUGUUAUAUUCAUAACGCGUUUAGCAGAUUGUGUUAUCAGAUUAAAUCAAUGAUGAAAACGAGUGGGCUUAUAAUAAAUUUAGCAUAUAUAAGUUAAACGAAAAACAAAUCUCCAUUUAUAUCUAUUCAUCUGACGAUUCUUAAUACACAAUCAUAAUUAAGGGUUCUUAGAAAGGAGAAUGCUAUAAUUAAUGCAAUAAUUAAGGUCUGUGUAUGAGUAAUUAAAUACUAUUUUGUUAAUGUAAUGAAGGUUAUGUUGAUAGCACUUGUUAAUUAUUAAGUUCUGUUAUAAGUGCCCCAAUGUAGUUUAAGUUUGAACUGAAAGAAAAGUCUUUUAAAAAUAUUCUAACCAUUCCUUUAAAGUCUAACCCAGCAUCCUUAGAAAUUGAAGUAAGUGCUGAUGCCAGUAUAAAAACAUAUAUUGGCUGCCAACACGACAAAGACUUUAUUCCAUUUUCUGAGAGUAAUUCAUUUUAAUAAAGUGAAAUUUCAACUGGAACAAUCAAAUAUUCACAAGAUGAUAUACAGUAUUGUCUUGAUAACACUAAUAAAAUAGAAUAAACUUUGGGAUUCAGAAUGGAAAACUUUGUAAUCCUAUUGCUAGUUAACGAUCAAGCAUAUAAAACUAAUGUUAAGUUGAAACUCUACAUAAAUACCAAUUAAGAUGACACCUCUGGAUUGGAAAUAUACUAUAUCUUGGCUGGUGCAUUAGGGGCUCUAAUUAUUGCCUUACUCAUAAUUAUAUGUGUGAUAUACUUUUAAAGAAAGACCAGAAGAAUAAAUAAUGGAACCUAAAACAAUCUUAAUUUAAGAUCAUUUUCAGUUAAGGGAAAUACCAAUAGAAGUCUUAGAUAGGAUUAUAUUCCAGUGGAAUUGUAUGAAUAAAUUAUUCAAGAAUACCCUGGAUUAGUAGAAAUUUCUGAUUGUUAGAUAUGUCUUGUGGAAUUUUAGAAAUAAGACUUAGUCAAAUUAACAUAUUGCCUACAUUUAUUUCAUUCUACUUGUAUAGAUGAAUGGAGGAAAAGAAAUCAUACCUGUCCAUUUUGUAGAGAGGAUUUAAACAAACAAAAGCGCAUACAACAAAAACAAGAGGAUUAAAUCUAUCAGUUGGGGGUGAUUUCAGGUGAUGCAAUGUAAAUAGAUGAAUAAAAACUUGCCGAAUUUUAAAGGAGAGAAUAAAGAUUAAAACAUUUAUAAUGUAAUUUUUACUUCAUAUUAAUAGAAACAUCCUCACCUGACUCUGCUAAUGCAAUGCAAUAAAAUGGAAAUACUCCAUCACCAUUUUUAAAAGGAGAUUUAAUAACUUAGUAGCUUUGCGUUUAAUCUGGGAACUGA
Paramecium tetraurelia is the source of this 1632-nucleotide messenger RNA. RefSeq lists its product as uncharacterized. NCBI's taxonomy places the organism in Eukaryota, Ciliophora, Oligohymenophorea, Peniculida, Parameciidae. The transcript is spliced from 5 exons. The record is from RefSeq and is a predicted model, not a curated record.